Messenger RNA from Sphenostylis stenocarpa, 1122 nucleotides. The record is from the annotation of a GenBank genome assembly. NCBI's taxonomy places the organism in Eukaryota, Viridiplantae, Streptophyta, Magnoliopsida, Fabales, Fabaceae.
AUGGAGAUUCACUACAGUAGCAGCUACUUCGAAAGACGUCCCAUUCUCAAGUCCAAGGCUCCCGCAGUUAAAUGGGUCAAAGAAUGGGUUCCACAAGAUCUUGUAACGACUGGAGGGAAAUGCAUGCUCUUAAAAUGGGUAACAGAGGAUACCUUGAAGAACUUGAAAGAAAAGACAAAAGAGCCAUCAAUGCCUGAGCCAGAACCUGAGCCAACUACUGAAGUACUUUUUCUUUGCAGCUAUGAUGGAUGUGGAAAGACAUUCAUAGAUGCUGGUGCUUUGAGGAAGCAUUCUCACAUCCAUGGAGAGAGGCAAUAUGUCUGUCACUAUGAGGGAUGUGGAAAGAAAUUUCUGGAUAGCUCAAAGUUGAAAAGACAUUUUCUCAUUCACACAGGGGAGAGGGAUUUUGUGUGUCCUCAUGAAGGCUGUGGGAAGGCCUUCUCCUUAGAUUUCAACUUAAGGUCUCAUAUGAAAACACAUUCCCAAGAGAACUAUCAUAUCUGUCCAUACUCAGAAUGUGGAAAGAGAUACGCUCACGAAUACAAGCUAAAGAAUCACAUCGCAUCUCAUCAUGAAAAGAAUGCAUCUGUGGAUGUGACAAAGUACACUACUCCACCUUCAGAGAAGCAAACAAAAGCUGCUAAACCUUCUGGAGGGGCAUAUGGUUCUGCAUCAUCUGACCGUCCCUAUGCAUGUCCCUAUGACGGGUGUGAAAAGGCGUACAUCCAUGAAUACAAGCUUAGACUCCAUUUGAAGAGGGAGCACCCGGGGCUUAUGCCCGAUGAAAAUGCUGAGCAAGCUCAGGCUAAUAAUGUUGACAAUGAAAUGGAUGAAGCAAGUGACCAAGAUGCCUAUAUCGCGAAACGGUCAAAUGGUAAAAGUCAGAAGCAGAGUAGGGCUAAACCAAAUCUUAAAUUGCCUCCUUCGAAAAUUGCAAAACGCAAAGUGUUGUCCGCGCCCACUAUAACUGUAAAUAAAAAUUCUUGGCCCGUGAAAGAUGAACCUUUUGAUGAAGAAGAUAGUGAAGAAACAGAAGAGGAUCGUGACAAUGUUGAAGAUGGUUGGAGAUAUACUGGAGGAAACAACGAAGAUGACGAUGAAGAAACAGAAUAUGAAGACUGA